This is a messenger RNA of Misgurnus anguillicaudatus (oriental weatherfish), 3868 nucleotides long. It is a transcript of the gene atf7a, whose product is annotated as activating transcription factor 7a. The record is from RefSeq and is a predicted model, not a curated record. Gene Ontology annotation, molecular function: DNA-binding transcription factor activity. Gene Ontology annotation, biological process: regulation of DNA-templated transcription. Lineage: Eukaryota; Metazoa; Chordata; Actinopteri; Cypriniformes; Cobitidae.
CAGGUGAGGGAUUUCAUGUGACGUCAACCUCUCGCGAUGUUUCACUGGAAGAGGCGUGUCAGAUUCCAAGAGAGGAGAGAGAGAGAGAGAUAGAAAGUGGGAUAGAGGGGCGCUGUGUUACAUUGCAAAGCCUUUGCAAAAAUGGGGGAUGACAAACCUUUUGUAUGCAGUGCUCCUGGCUGUGGGCAGAGGUUUACUAAUGAGGACCACCUGGCUGUACACAAACACAAACAUGAAAUGACGCUCAAAUUCGGACCCCCCAGGACAGACUCCGUCAUCAUCGCAGACCAGACGCCGACUCCCACCCGUUUCCUAAAAAACUGUGAAGAGGUGGGUCUGUUUAAUGAACUGGCCAACUCCUUCGACCACGAGUCCCCCAAAGCCCAGGAAGACGAUGACAAGAGGGCCAGGAACCCGUUGCCUGCUCCUCAUUCAGGAGCAUUGGAUAUGAGCCUGCAGACGCCAUCAGAUGUUAAGGUGAAAGAGGAGGACCCUGUGGAGGUGGACUCUUCUCCUCCUUCCAGCCCUGACUCCAUGUCAAGCAUGUCAGAUAGCAGAGAGUACACAAGCAGAGGAAAGGAUACUCCCCCAAAACCAGCCAUCAGCUCGGCUCCCACCCCUGCCAUAGUGCGUCCCGGUUCCCUUCCCCUUCAUCUGGGUUACGAUGGCCUGCAGCCCACCAUGCCGUCCCCUACCUCCGUGAUCACGCAUACCCCACCAUCCAAUCGCACACUGGGGUCUCCAACUGGGCCGUACCCAAUGAUGAUGCUUCCUAAUGGUCAAACUGUUCCUGUUUUUCCAGGACCUAUGCAGAUGCCUUCUGUGAUAUCUCUGGCAAGGCCUCUGUGUAUGGUGCCCAACAUUCCAGGAAUCCCCGGUCCACCACUAGGGAGCAGCAGCAGUGGAUCUUCUUCACCAUCUGGUUAUAACCUCCACACUGAGGCCAAGAUGAGGCUGAAGGCAGCAUUAUCUCAACAGAUGCCCACAGCUCAGGGUUGUGUUGGCGUGGCGAUGGGUUCCAACGCGAUGGUGCCUCAGAGGAUGGAGCAAAGCCAGCUGCUGGUCCAGCAUCCAGAUGCCCCCUCCCCAGCCCAGCCACAGGUGUCGCCCGCUCAGCCCACCGGUGGGCGCAGGCGGAGGACAGCGGAUGACGAUCCUGAUGAAAGAAGGCAGCGCUUCCUCGAGCGUAACCGGGCGGCUGCUUCCCGUUGCAGACAGAAACGCAAAGUUUGGGUCAACUCUCUAGAGAAGAAGGCGGAGGAUCUCACCUCCAUCAAUGUCUCGCUGUCGAACGAGGUGUCUCAUUUACGAAACGAAGUCGCUCAUCUCAAGCAGCUGCUCUUAGCCCAUAAAGACUGUCCUGUCACCACCAUGCAAAAGAAAGCCGUUUACCUGGGAGAGGAGCAUCUUAAAGAAACGUCUGAGCCCACGGGAUCCCCAGCGCCGGUCAUUCAGCACAGCUCUUUGGCCCCCAGCCCCUCGUCCGCUGUGGGGCACAACGGCAUGAACUCCCGUGCGGCGGCUGAGGCUGUGGCUAUGUCUGUGCUGGCGGGGAUGGGCAACCAGCGAGGGGAGAGCGGCGGGCCGUCACACGUCAUUAUGGCCACACAGUCCCAUCCUUCCAAUAGAUGAUGAGGGCAGAUAAUAGUUUGCCUGAGACUCUCUGCAUCCUGGGAGAAGCCUGGCUCUCUCAUGCCAUCACGUUCUCGCCUGGAGCCGCAUUCUGGAAUGAACCGGGACUAUGUAAACACAAAGAGAGAGACAGAUUGUUGACUUUGCCAUAGACUACAGGGGCCGGACUCCAAACUUGCUUUGUUUUGCAUCCUCCAUAACCUUAAGCGCCAUCUUCAGCUUUCCUCGCUCGUGUCGUCCCUGACCUCUGCUGGCUGUGAGACUGCAAAGCACUUCCUGUCAAGAGACAUAUGCACAUACACAAGCUGCAAUAAAGACAUCGCCUGGUUGGUGAUCGUACAGUGAUACAUUUAGUCAGGCUAUACAGGACUAUAUAUGUUCUUAUUGUAAUUUACUCUGUACUUCGGUUCCUUUCUAGGUUAUUCGUUUUUUAGAUGACCCUCCCCAUCAUCUGACCCAAGUUCAGUCGUACCUCAUUUUUAACCGGUUAUAUGCGUUUAUAAUCGACGUAUGCAUGUGUGCUUUUUGUAUGGGUGUACAGUAAUGUAUGAUGGUUAAUAGCAGUUUGAAAGACUGAUACACUAAGGCUGCCCUGUUAGCAUGAAACCUUUUGCCAUAUGUAAACUGUAUUGUAUUAGCACAUUGCAUUCAGUUUGGACCGUAGAUCCUGAUAGAUUUAUUGUUUCUUCAUAUUUAUGGUUUUCUUCUGUAUACGACAAACACGCAAAUGGCAGAGUGCUAUAAGUCAUUUAAAACUAGCUUUUAAAACUCAUGUCAUAAACCCUGCUCAGUGCCUCUGGGUACAUAUUUGCCCCCCAUUCAUUCACUUUUUCACAAUAAUUGUUAAAGUUCACACCAGUACAUCAGUCUGGUCAUAAUUGUCCAUUUAUCCGCAAAACACAGCCUUACAAAUCACCUCAGUGCCUCAAAUGCUGUUUCUAAAUUAGCCUCACUAUGUGUUGUGAGAUUGACUUAGCGGGUCAUCUAUGAGGAAAUAUAAAAAGCUUUAUAUUUGUAUGAAUGAGGUCCAGUGUGUCAUUAAAUGAUAAUGCCUUUUAAACUGCAGUGUGAUAACACUGCCAUUAAUUUUAAGCAUAUUCUAUACUGCCCCCUAGAUGUAAUUAGAUGUUAUUGCAUCCAAGCAGAAAGGCUGAUGGGAACAAAGAGGAUCAAAUUCCCGUUUGAAUGGUUUUGCCUGAAUAGUACACAGGCUGUACUAACAUGUUUGUCCAAACUUGGUCUGUUUGUGCGAGCAGACGCUUUCAAAUUUAAGGCAGCGUAUAAACAAGGGACUAAGAUGUACUGUCGUCGCUCAGUGUAUGUUGACUUGAAUUGUCUUUUAGCAUUUAUUUGCAUUGUGUAUUACUGCAUUAACAUUAGUCCAGAAAAUAUAUAGGCCUGUCAAAAUGCACUAAAAUAUUUCAGAUUAUAAUCUUCUGUAAGUUUUUCAGGUUCUCUUCCAAACUUGUCUGUAGACAUAUCAAAUAUGCCACUUGACUGAUCAUUCACAAUGACUCCUAGUUUCAGUGUUAACUCUGGCUUUAUGUGUUAUAUUAUGUGCUGGCACUGUAGUUUGUCAGCAGAACUAUAUAAUGGGUGGAUGUUCUGAAAUGAGCGAAAAUAUGGGUUUUUAGCUUUCACUGGCACUUUUGUCUAGAUUUUUCUAUGCUGCCAGGACUAUAAACCUAUUAUAAAUAAUGUUUAACUGUUUUGUGUUGUAAUAGAAAAAAAUAGUAAUUAUUUUGUAGACUUUCUUUUUUCCAUUCAUUUUGUUUUUCUUCUAACUCUUUGUAUUCAAAUAUUGUAGUUAUUUUUAUUUUAAAGGAAUAACAAGAAUGUCUCAAAACAUUUCCCCUAUGCCCGUAAAUUCACCUUAAAGUACUACAGUUCUGUCUUGAUGGAUGUAAAGUAAUAAUCCAUCAUUCCAAUUUAAUACAUUAAAUUAAUUUAUUAAGACAAUUAGUUCAUAAAAGCCGAAUUAAAUCCAAUUUCCUGUUCUUGAUAUAGUCAAACUGAACACAAGUAAAGUAGGCUAAAGAAAAAGUUAAUAUGGAUAAAGUUGUUUUAAAUGUUUGUCUUUUAAGAGCAAUAACCUCACUCCACGUUGGACUGAUAGUUUUUUUAAUUGUCCUUUUAAUGUACAUAUGUGUACCAUAUAUAUACUAUUUUUCAUGCAUGUUGAAGUGGAAUACUCUGAACACAGUGCUGCAGUUUGAUUAAAGAAAGAAAUACAAAA